Magallana angulata is the source of this 1122-nucleotide messenger RNA. RefSeq lists its product as uncharacterized. The coding region runs from base 144 to 602 and encodes 152 amino acids. The transcript is spliced from 4 exons. The record is from RefSeq and is a predicted model, not a curated record. NCBI's taxonomy places the organism in Eukaryota, Metazoa, Mollusca, Bivalvia, Ostreida, Ostreidae.
GUAAUGUAGAAUACAAUCUUGUUUGGCGUGGUAAAGAUCUGGUUGAAACUGAGAGUUGCAACAUUCGAUUUAAACCUUUUGACGAAGACCACAAAAUUUGUAUUGAGUCUCAAACCGUUCUGCUCGAGGAUUGUGGCAUCAAGAUGAUGUCUUACGACGGAAAAUAUGCAUAUCAUGUGAAAAAGACCUAUUCCUGCAAUGACAACUAUGCGAAGUUUUGUGGUAUUGUGGACUCGUAUGUUGGAAUCAAACUAAUUAUACCCAGCAGCAACCAUACCCGAGAUACAACUAACACUAUCAGACUGAAAGUCACCGUGGUGUACCAUUUUAAUAUCCUAAACCAUUUGAACCUGAUAUCAGGUGUUGCAUCAGCGAUAUUUGUUUGGAUGCCUUGGAUCGCAGCUAUUUACAUUUUAUGUCGUCGAGUAAAAAUGAAAGUACUUCGGUCACCAUAUUCAAGACUGAGGUCAACAAACAAUGAUUUGACAACUUGCUCUGACUCUGAAGAAUGCAGAAAUCCUAGUGACGUGAUAUCCCGGCCUUCAGAAGAUGAUAACCCCCGGAGACAUAUAGCUAGAACGGAUAUUGUCGUACAUACGUAACUGACUAAUUGUGAAACUAAAACUAAGCAAUAAACUGUAUGUUGAAGCCUUGCACUGGAGUUAAAAAGACUAGGUGGUCAACAGAUUAACCAUCAGAUCUACCAAGAUAUUUUACCUAUAAUUUCUUUCACUUCAGCUAUAAUCUAUUAUUGAGUAAAGUAAAAGUUCAUUUAUGUAACUUUGAAUUUGAGUGGUGUCCUAAAUCUUUACUCAAAACUCGUUUUUGAAGGGCAACGAUAAAAUCUAAUUAUUUUCAAACCUUAACAUUUUGACUCAAAUUGUAUAUCAUUUGUUGUUAUCUACUUCAUGGUGAGACGAAUCAAUGGAUGUUAAACUUAACUGAUGUAUUAUUUCAUCUGUUCAAAACUUUAUCGGGGUAUGUGGUAGAUUUUUCAUACUAUGUAUUAUUGUUUCGGUUAAAUUUAACUAUUUAUAUAUUCAUGUACUGUUUGUCAAUAAUGCUUAUCAAUAGCUGAUAAUCAUCUAUGUACUUAUAUUAAUAUGAUAUUAAUACACAUGA